Messenger RNA from Dentiscutata heterogama, 296 nucleotides. The record is from the annotation of a GenBank genome assembly. NCBI's taxonomy places the organism in Eukaryota, Fungi, Glomeromycota, Glomeromycetes, Diversisporales, Gigasporaceae.
GAUAUAGUCUUAACUCAGGUAACGAUAUUGAAAAUACGAUAAAAGAUAUCGCAGAUACUCAUGUAUCCAAUAUUACACCAGAUCGCCCAGAUAGUACUGCUAACCCAUCCCAAAAAUUAACAGUAUCACAAAUAAGAGAAGAGCUAAUACAUCAUGCGCAAGCUAGAGAAAUUGAAAAUAACAAAAUCCCAAAAGAGGCUACGAUUCAAAAUUGGAUCAGUAGAUUUUCAUGUCAUUGGAAGGAGGCUAUAGUCUUGCGGGCUUUAGAUAAAACAGAAAAUUCUGAACCUUCAUAA